Messenger RNA from Anopheles coluzzii, 731 nucleotides. RefSeq names its product 5-demethoxyubiquinone hydroxylase, mitochondrial-like. The record is from RefSeq and is a predicted model, not a curated record. Gene Ontology annotation, biological process: determination of adult lifespan; ubiquinone biosynthetic process; regulation of gene expression. Lineage: Eukaryota; Metazoa; Arthropoda; Insecta; Diptera; Culicidae. Gene Ontology annotation, molecular function: 3-demethoxyubiquinol 3-hydroxylase activity. Bases 287 to 691 code for a protein of 134 amino acids. Gene Ontology annotation, cellular component: mitochondrial inner membrane; nucleus. The transcript has a single exon.
CCUUGUUUUUAGCUCGCCCAACAUGCUGCAGCUUACCACACGGAGCAUCCACACGGAUGCUAAGCUUCUAAAGCAGCGCUGCUCCAAACUGGUGGACAGGAUUAUCAGAGUGGAUCAGGCCGGCGAGCUGGGAGCGAACCAAAUCUAUCGCGGUCAGCUGGUAAUUCUCGGUAAGCGCAUAACACCCGGUGUAGCUACCCCAAACGAUUGCAACUGAUCGAUCGAACAGUGUUCAAACUUCCUCCCCCGCCCAGGUCACACCAAGGCGGGUAAAACGAUCCGGCACAUGUGGGAACAGGAGCGGGCGCACAAGGCCGCCUUCGAUCGGCUCGUCAACGAGUAUCGCGUCCGACCGUCGGCCCUGCAGCCGGUCUGGCGGGUGGCUGGCUUUGCCCUCGGUCUCGGUACCGCACUGCUGGGCGAAAGGGCGGCAAUGGCGUGCACGGUAGCGGUCGAGUCGGUAAUUGUCGAGCACUACAACGAUCAGCUGCGCACGCUGAUGUGCGAUGAGCCGCCCCGCUGCACCGAUAAGGUGCUGCUGGAAACGAUCCGGCGCAUACGGGACGAGGAGCAGGAGCAUCACGAUACCGGGCUGGAGCACGGUGCAGAGCAGGCCCCAUUUUACCGUGCCCUCACGAGCCUCAUCAAAUCGGGAUGCCGCAUGGCGAUCAAGAUUGCGGAGAAGGUGUAAACGCGCGCGCGCCGUGCAAGCUCAAUGGAGGCUCAUAAAG